This is a messenger RNA of Elaeis guineensis (African oil palm), 1439 nucleotides long. Its product is annotated as plastid division protein PDV1-like. Gene Ontology annotation, biological process: chloroplast fission. NCBI's taxonomy places the organism in Eukaryota, Viridiplantae, Streptophyta, Magnoliopsida, Arecales, Arecaceae. The record is from RefSeq and is a predicted model, not a curated record.
UCCAGAAUGGCCGUGGACCAGGCGUAGGCGAGUUUAAUUAAUUGACGGUCCAGAUCACGGCUUCUGAUGGACCCCGCAUGCCUCCGAGGCUCUCGGCCUUAAGAACCUCCUCUCCUCUGCUCCAGAAUCCCGCCUAGGCGUUUCCCAGGUGUCUGAUUGCCGAAUCGGACGGGCGACCGGGAAACCCUAACCCUAACCGUAACCCUAGAUUAGCUCCCGAUGAGAUGGGAGAUGGAGGAGAUCGAGGCAGUGCUGGAGAGGAUCUGGGACCUUCACGACAAGAUCAGCGACGCCAUCCACGCAAUCUCCCGGGCCCACUUCCUUAAAUCUAUCAAGGCCCUCAGCCAGUCCGCCUGGGAGAACAAGCACCCGCCGGCGGCGGUGAAGGUGGCCGGUGGGGAAGGUGAGGGGAGGAGAGGGUUCGUGUUCGUCAAGGAUUUCCGGGCCGAGGAGGAGGAAGCGGUGAUGGCGGAGGCGAGGAGCCUCAACGCAAUCCGGACCGCCCUCGAGAACCUUGAGGACCAGCUCGAGUUCUUCCAUACUGUACAAUCACAACAGCGAGCAGAACGAGAUGCUGCUAUAGCAAGGCUAGAGCAAAGUCGAAUCAUUCUUGCAAUGAGAUUGGCUGAUCAUAAGGGAAAGAAGUACCAAGUCAUCGACGAAGCUGUGGAGUUUGUUGGAGAUGUGCAUAAUACUGGCCAUUUUGUCUCACCGAAAAACCUCUGUGAGAUGCCAAGGAAUCAGUCAGGUGAUAAUUUGGAAAUUCAUGAGGGAAAAAGGUCAUGCGUCAUGAUGCAGAUGUUGAUUUCCAGUUUGGCUUUAGCUAAGAAGUCAUUCAAAUUGGAAAGUAUUGGCAGUGUGCUAGGGAACGCUGCUGUGUUUGCUGUAAGUAUGCUUGCUUUGCUACAGCUGCAUCAAGUGGCUUUCAGGAGUGAAACUCCACAGAUACAGGAUCAGACUUAUUACGGGAGGAGAAAUGAAAAGGACAUUUCUCAGUUGGAGAAUUCUUCUCGGACUAAUCGGAUGAAACAAUUUGAUGUAUUAUCAGCUAGGGGCUAGGUCAGAUAUUUUGUGUUUGGAUUGAUGCUUGUACAUGCUGUUUUGGAAUUGUUAGAGUGGAGACCUUUUGAUCAUAGUGCGUUCUAACUGUUGUGCCAGGAAAUCUAUGCUUACAUUAGUAGAUUUGUCAUCCCUUCAUCCUAACCAUUUUCCGGAUUGAUCAAUGACAAUCAUAUGAUUUAUUUUGUCUCCAUGUGAAGAAUGUGUCUGAUAGAGGGUGGGUCAAAUAUUCCUUGUCUGACUUACUGGAGUGUAAAGUUUUUCUGUCAACCUCAUUGAUGGUUGGGGUGUUGUAACAAAAUCAAGAUAUAUCACAUGCCUGUAUUGUUUUGCCAUUAGGCAUAGUUUUUCAUUACCUGUGCAAGCAUGGUUUUUGACUA